Messenger RNA from Prosopis cineraria, 1136 nucleotides. RefSeq lists its product as uncharacterized. The coding region runs from base 215 to 601 and encodes 128 amino acids. The record is from RefSeq and is a predicted model, not a curated record. NCBI's taxonomy places the organism in Eukaryota, Viridiplantae, Streptophyta, Magnoliopsida, Fabales, Fabaceae. The transcript has a single exon.
AUCACUUGCUAGCUCUUGAAGCAAUAAAUAAGCCCAUCAAUCCCUCCCAAGUGAGAAAAAGCAGAGCAACAACACAAACAGAGCAGCCAAACCGAAACCUUCCUUUUGUUCUCCCCACCUUGUUGCUCAAACUCGUCUCGUUUCAUUUCACGCUUUCAAGCUUCGCUCAUUCCCAAUAGCGCUCACACACACACACACACACACACACACAGAGAUGGAGAUUGAAUCCGUCAAGUGCGAGUGUUGUGGGCUGAAAGAGGAUUGCACGCCGGACUACAUCGGCCAGGUCAAGGCCAAAUUUGAGGACAAAUGGCUCUGUGGGUUGUGCUCUGAAGCCGUCAGAGACGAAGCGAGCAGGGGGAAGAAGCCCAUUUCCGCCAUGGAAGAAGCUGUCAAAGCUCACAUGUCCUUCUGUCGCAAGUUCAAAUCCAACCCGGCAGUGCGCGUGGCCGACGGCAUGAGACAGAUUCUUCGGAGAAGAUCAAGCGACUUGUCUUUCUCAUCAUCAUCAUCAUCAUCACCAGCUCCGCCGUCUUCAAGGAAGUAUUCCAGGGCAGCCAGCACGUCCCAAGUCGGAGAUUCUUCCACCUUCACUUUCUAAUUAAGACUGUUGUGGGGUUUGAAUUUGGAAUUAAUAAACCUGUUAGGUAUCGUUAUUAAUUUAAACCCCCUUGUCUAGCUAGCUAUGCUACUUUUUUCAUCUUGUCCUGUACAGGGUGUAACUGAUCAUUCAGAUGAAGCAUCUACCUCUUCUGGUUUCACUCUGCUUCUAAUCAAUGAUCUAUAUCAUGACUUGGUAGGAGAAGAAACGUAUGAAACGCGACGUAGGCCUGCAUUCUCCUUCAGAUAUAAGAUAUGUAGUGAACUUAAUUUAAAGCAGAAUAUUAGUUAUGGCCUUUCUUUUUGCAUGUUGCUGAUAGAAUAAGCCGUGAGUCUUAUUCCUUCUUUGAAAUUUAUCAUUUUGUGUCUCCUUCAAGGAUUUCAAAUGACCUGAGAUAUGGUGGUGAAUGAUAUAUUGAGUCAGAGAAGUAAGAUUAGAAGUUGUGAAAUCCGUUUGGUUUCAUAAGGUUAUGGAGAAAUUUGAAAAUUAUAUAUUGGACAUAUUAGAUUCAUGGAGAAUUUGAGUUCCUCACUGA